Argiope bruennichi is the source of this 3832-nucleotide messenger RNA. Its product is annotated as speckle-type POZ protein-like. Gene Ontology annotation, molecular function: ubiquitin protein ligase binding. The record is from RefSeq and is a predicted model, not a curated record. Lineage: Eukaryota; Metazoa; Arthropoda; Arachnida; Araneae; Araneidae. Gene Ontology annotation, cellular component: nucleus; cytoplasm. Gene Ontology annotation, biological process: proteasome-mediated ubiquitin-dependent protein catabolic process; regulation of proteolysis. The transcript has a single exon. The coding region runs from base 359 to 1819 and encodes 486 amino acids.
UCGAGCUCGGGGAAUGUUUAGUUUAUCUCCAACGUAUCUUUUUUUUUUUUUUUUUUUUUCUUUAAUCGAAGCAUACUUGAAAGUUUCGGUUCUGGAUUUACUCAUUCAUUUAGUAAUUGAAACUCGUCCAACGGAGAGAGCAGUUGUUACGUAGCUGAAUUUGUGAAGCUUGGUUAAAUUACUAUGUCGUCGGAAAUGAUAUGCGAUUCUGGAUUCUAUGCAUUUACUUGGACCAUUAAAAACUUUAGCUUCUAUCAAGAGGAAAAAGGAUAUUUUUUUAAAAGUCCAAAAUUUACGAUUGAGACAUACGACGAAACUGAUUGGGAAUUGGACGUGUAUCCUAAUGGACAUAGUGUAGAUGGCUAUAUUGCAUGCGAUUUACGUAUGCUUUCUGAAUUAUGUUAUUGCAACUUGGUCUAUUUCGAUCGUUGCUGCUGAUGGAUUUUCACAUUUCUCGGAAGAAAGAAUAAAUCAGAAAUUUCCCAGUGACGCUUAUUCUGGCGUUGAAUGUGUUGUGAAAAGGCAAGAAAUAUUCGCAAAUAAAACUUUUUAUCUACCGAAAGAUACUUUGACUAUCCGAUGUGAAAUCAAAAGGCGACUUACUGAAAAACCACUGAUUAAAUACUGCAACAUUCGUUCUGAAGUUGGAAUUAAGCAUAUAUCUGUGCCAUGGGAUAUAAAACACUUCAGUAGUCUUCAACUAAAGCAGCCAUUGAAUUUCCCAUUAUUAUUAAAUUUAGCAAAAGAGCCUAAUUUUGAAAUCCAUGUCUAUGUGGAUGGAGAUUUUCUCGAUUCUUCGCAUGUUCAAAUUGAUAUUAAAAAAAUAAGUUUAAAAGGUAAUACUGUCGGUACAAGUUCCUGGGACAAUUACGGAUGUAGCAUAAAGAUGCGUUGUGAAGUUUCAAUAAUGGAUUCGAAAGGUAUUCCAUCGCUGACUGUAGAAGGAAUGCGUUUCUUCAAUUCUUGUGCAAAUGAUGAGUUGUGGCAUCUCCCUGAAAUCGCUAAAAGAAUUGAUCUGCGUACCAAGAAAGAUCUCUAUUUGCCAGAUGAUGUAUUAUCAUUGCGCUUCGAGUUGGCUGUAAGCAGUGGUGGUAUGCAAUCUUUACCAGCCGAGACUCGUGCUAUCUAUCCUGAGUUACAAGCCUUUCAUUGUUACAAGCCUUUCAGCACAAUGAAAAAUGACUUUAAACUGCUUUUUCAAGAGCAGAAGUUAUGCGACAUUACUCUUAAAACUGCCAGCAAGACUUUCAAAGCUCAUAAAGCAGUUCUUUCUUGCAGAUCUCCUGUAUUUAAAGCCAUGUUUGAAUGCGAUAUAGUCGAGAAUAGUUCUGGAAUUGUAAAUAUUUCUGAUAUUGAUUCUAAAAUUUUAGAACAAAUGCUCUUUUUCAUGUAUGCCGAUCAAAUAGAAGAUACUAUGGAUCCUAGAAGUGUUAUGAAGCUUUAUUGUGCAGCUGAUAAAUAUCAGAUUCAUACUUUGAAAGAAUGCUGCUAUCCAAUCCUAAAAUCUCUUAUUUCAGCUGAACAUGUAUGCGAAUUACUGCCUUUAGCAUACAAAUACCAUGACGAGACACUGAAAAUUAUCGCCAAAGCGUUCGUUUGUAAACAUCCUAGUGAAACUUUGGAAUCGGAUGGUUGGGAGAAAUUAAUGGAAGAUCACUGGAGUGGACCAGGGCAAAUACCCUUUACCACUCGGAGCCCAGAAGCAAUACUAAAGGAGACUAAAUCAACAGAUGCUGCAACUGAUGAAAAUGAUGAAUCAUCAGAUGCUGAAUCUGAUGAAAAUGACGUAACGAUGCCGAAUAAGAAACGUAAAGUGUAAAUGUUGAUUAAAGCAGGAAAAAGUUUAAUUCAUAGCUAUUAAUAGGUUAAAAAAAUAAAAGUUAUUAUUUGAGAAGUUAAAGAUAUUCAUUCUUGAAAAUAUUAGAUUCGAUUGUAUUAAAUAUAUAAUUUACAUUUAUAUUAGGUGUAUUACUACUCAUUUAGUAUUGUUUAUCUCUGUUAAUAUGUACUAUUUAUCUUCCUGUGCAGGAAAUUUUUAAGCAUUAUAAUUUUUGCUUUUUGUUGAUAAUAAUUGCCAAAAGCGGAGGACAUGAUUAGUGAUUUUAAUGUGAGGUAUAGUUCUGUUCUGCACAACAUAAGAACAUAUGUAAUAGAAAAGAGAAUUCGCUUAAAAAUAAUUUAUAUGGUAUGCAGUAUUGAUUUUACUGUUAAAUUAUUUUUUAUUAUCGCGUAUAAUACUAGAAAUUAAGAAUCCUGAUUAAUUAUAUACUGUAUUGUUUCUUAAUAAUAAUAAGUUUUGGGUAACUUUUGUACUUAUCAAAUGUUUGUAUUUAGGUAAUUUAUGUUUUUCCUAGUUUCGUGUUCUAACGUAUCGUAAUGCAUGAUUUACAGGCUAAACAAAAAAUUAGAUUAAGAUGGUUAUGUGGGAUUUUCAACUUCGAUUGUUCAGAAAAUUAAAUUCUUUACAUUUUUUAACAAUCUUACAGAUUUGAAGAGGAGAAAUGUCCUUCAUAAUGUAUAUUGUAUUUCAUUUUAUUGUAUAUGUAUUUCAUUUUAUUAUUUAAAAAUUUGUGCCAUAUUGAUGAUUUUGGGUCUAAAUACUUGAGAUUAAAUUAGUACUAAACUAUCCAAAUGUAACCAUUCUUUAAGAAAUUAUAUAUAAAAUGAGAAUGGAAAUCGUUUUAAAAUCUUCAAAAUCGAAAAUUUGUAAUUUAAUAAUAUAUUAUACAAAAUUUUUGCAGUAUUUUUUUACACUCUUGAUUAUUUUGCUUUCAAGUUGGAAUACUGCUUAUUAUAUUCGUGCCACAGGUGAUUAUUAUAUAUUAUGUAAGAAUUGGAAUUAUUUGAGUUUAAAGAUACAUUUCUGAUUAGAAAUUGCUGUUUGUAUACUGCCUCAUUUUAAUUUUGGAAAUUUGUAAUCGUCUGAACGAAAAGAAUUAAUUUAUUAGCCAAAAAGAAUGUCAUCAAUUUUAAAAUUCCGUAUUCUAAUGUUUCUUAUUUGUCAUUCUUGAAAAAAAAUUCUCUAAGGAAUAAAAAGAAAAAGGGGGAGGGGCUUAAUGUUUAACUGUUACUGAUAAAAGUUUGAUUGAUAUAGCAAUACUUAUUUAUAAUUGAUGUAUAUUCUUGCUUCAGUCUUGGUGAAGUUUUCCCUCUUCAUAGGAUUAAAAACUCAAAAAUGCCAAGAACGUUUUGUUUUUACAUCUUAAUUAUAACAUAAUGAGCAGUUCUCUUGCAUUAUAGGAAUUCUGUUCAAUGUGGUGUUUUGUAUGUGUCGUUUAAAUCUGUAUUGUCACUUUUUGCUGAUUGUUUUAGGAAAUUAUUCUUGUAAAAUUAUUUUUUAUUGCUUAUAUUCUUUUGCAAAUUCGAAUAAUAUUUAGUAGAGCGAUGCGUAUUAUAAUUUUUACUUUUGUUGAGUAUUGUUAUUGUGAGUACUACUACUUUCUUUCGUGUGUGUGUGUGUGUGUACGUACAUACUACUUUUGUUGAGUGUGUGUCGUUGUAACAUUUCUACCAAAAAAUCGGAAAAAUGCUAUACAAAUGCGCAAUUUUUUUAUGAAAAGUAAAAAUUGUAAAGGAGUAGAGUACUUAGAUUCAAAUGCCUUGCUGUACCCCAAUAAUGCCUAAAGAGCUUACAUUGUCUAUGUCUGACAAUUAUCAUAUUUUAACAAAAAAGAACGCGACCUUUUUCUUAGUUUUUGUCUACUCUAAUAAAGUAGGGGGGGGGAGAAUACUGCUAUCGAAUAUUACUAAAAUUUCAAUAUAAUAUGUUACUUGUUGCGUUAACUAUUUAAAAUUCUAAAAUGUGUAAUAUAUAUAUAUAUAUAUAUAUAUA